GCGUUGCGAGCGUUGCUAAGGAGAAGUGUGGAAGCGCGGGGUGAAUGUGAAUUCUCCGUUUUUGAUAAUAAAAAUUGAUUGAUGUGCGGGAUCAGCUGAUUGCUCUGUGCAACAGCAAAAUUAUAAUAAAACGUCGAAAAUGUCGGACGAUAAGAACAGCAAAGACGUUUCUGUGGAUGCAGAAUUGAAUGAAUUAUUGGACAACGCGUUGGAGGAUUUCGACAAGCCUCCAAAGACCACCAAUGCUGCAUCCAAGGCUGAAGGUCAAGCAGAUUCUUCCACUCCGCAGACCAGUGCCAAUGAUGUUCCAGAUGAACUCGUCGACGAGACGUGGCCUCAGGAUUUUAUUAAACAAGCGGCGGACCAAUUUGAAAAAAAUUUACAGAAUCUCAUGAAUAAUGGAGUGGAAGGAGAUUUGGGAGCUUCGUUACAAAAAAUGGCUCAAAGCGUGGCCAGUGCGAUAGGAACCAACCCCUCGGGAUCGGAUAGUGACAGUCCAGAUUUUCAAGCUGCCAUUGCCCAAGCACUGAAAGACUUGUCCGCAACGACGGAAAAUUUGCAGAAUGCUGGUUCUGGUUUAACUGAGGCUGAUCUCGCUGCAAUGUUUGGUCAAGCUUCGCUGGAAGAUGGUUCAAAUGACAUACUCCCAUUUAUGCAUGGGAUGAUUCAGUCACUACUCUCAAAAGAAGUUUUGUACCCAUCGUUAAAGGAACUCGUUGACAAAUAUCCUGCCUGGUUAGAGGAAAAAAAGACUACGCUGCCUCCUGAUGAUUUGGAAAAAUACAAUAAACAGUUGGAGCUCAUGCAAAAGGUAUGUACAGAAUUGGAGAAUGAAAAUGAAACUGACUCGGAGGAAGUUAAGAAGCAACGUUUCGACACGAUAUUAGCUCUAAUGCAAGAGAUGCAGAACUACGGUCAGCCACCGGAGGAACUGGUCGGUGAUCAACAAUCAGCCUUUUUCCAAGUCGAUGCGGAUGGUAAUCCAGUGAUGCCACCAUUGCCAGCUGGAGUUGAAUCGCCUCAGAAUUGUAAUAUCAUGUGAUGAGGCUCAACGAGUCUAUUACGAUGAUAACGUUAUUCGAACGUGCAUAAAAUUUUCGUGAAGAUAAAAAUAGUAGUACUCGAAAAUCGUACUCGUUUGACAGGUACAUAGAGUGUUUUCAUGAAAGUUGUGGUCAAAAGAAUUAAAGGAAAGGGACACGAAAUUGAGAGCAGAAAAAAGCGAUCGACGCAAAAAGAACAUUCGAUAUUUAUCAUUUUCUUUUCAUCAACAUCGAUAUUGUUUUUUUUACGCGUGACACAAAUUUCUAUCUUUGACACGUUAUCUUGUUAUUUAUAUAAUUUUCAACGACUUCCCUGAACGGAACACAACGCAUAAAAUCUCUACGUGCACAUACGAGUAAUUAAUUUAUUGUUGAAGGUUUUACUGGCGCUCAUUCUAGGCGCUGCUUUUGUUAUUCUUUUUAAACGACGUAGUUCGUUAACACCGAAGGUAUAUCUUGUAUGUAUAUAACAAUAAAAUAUACGUAUACUUUUAAA
Molecule: messenger RNA, 1539 nt
Organism: Venturia canescens
Lineage: Eukaryota; Metazoa; Arthropoda; Insecta; Hymenoptera; Ichneumonidae
Gene: Pex19
Product: peroxin 19
Exons: 5
Coding region: 140-1042 (300 amino acids)
Biological process (GO): protein import into peroxisome membrane
Cellular component (GO): peroxisome; peroxisomal membrane
Source: RefSeq, a predicted model, not a curated record